AUGGCCCUGGAGCCUGCUGUCUACCUCAUUCUGUUCCUGCGCCUGCAGGCUCUGACUGUCCAGGCUGCUGACACCUGUCCAGAGGUGAAGGUGGUGGGUCUGGAGGGCUCUGACAAGCUCAGCAUUCUCCGAGGCUGCCCAGGGUUGCCCGGAGCUCCUGGACCCAAGGGAGAAGCAGGUGCCAAUGGAGAGCGAGGAGCUCAAGGUCCACCUGGCGUUCCUGGGAAGGCAGGGCCCAAAGGAGAAGCAGGAGAGAGGGGCCUGCGUGGAGAGAAAGGAGAACCUGGGAAUCCAGAGACCUGCAAUGCAGGGCCUCAGACCUGCAAGGACCUUCUCACCCAAGGGCAUACUCUGAGUGGCUGGUACACCAUCUUCCUCCCUGACUGCCGGCGCCUGAAUGUGCUGUGUGACAUGGAUACAGAUAGUGGGGGCUGGACUGUUUUUCAGCGCAGGAUUGAUGGAUCCAUGGACUUCUUUCGGGACUGGGCUGCAUACAAACGGGGUUUUGGCAGUCAGCUGGGAGAGUUCUGGCUGGGGAAUGACAACAUCCAAGCCCUGACUGCCCAGGGGACUAGUGAGCUCCGUGUGGACCUGGUGGACUUCGAAGGCAACCACCAAUUUGCCAAAUACAGGUCAUUCAAGAUGGCAGUCGAGACAGAGAAAUAUAGGCUGAUCCUGGGAGACUUUGUAGGGGGUAGUGCAGGUGAUUCUCUGACAUCCCACAACAACCACUUCUUUUCCACCAAAGACCAGGAUAAUGAUGUGUAUAGUUCAAACUGUGCUACACAGUACCAAGGGGCCUGGUGGUACACCAGCUGUCAUGAGUCGAACUUGAAUGGUCAUUACCUCGGGGGACCCCAUGAGAGCUAUGCCAAUGGCAUCAACUGGAAGUCAGGGAAAGGGUACAACUACAGCUACAAGACUUCUGAGAUGAAGCUGAGGCCCACCUAG
Molecule: messenger RNA, 951 nt
Organism: Orycteropus afer afer
Lineage: Eukaryota; Metazoa; Chordata; Mammalia; Tubulidentata; Orycteropodidae
Product: ficolin-1-like
Source: RefSeq, a predicted model, not a curated record